This is a messenger RNA of Bemisia tabaci, 9407 nucleotides long. Lineage: Eukaryota; Metazoa; Arthropoda; Insecta; Hemiptera; Aleyrodidae. The record is from RefSeq and is a predicted model, not a curated record.
AUUAUUGCGACGCAGAUUUCUUUAUAGAUUCAAAAUAAUGUGUUAAAUCAGGAGUAACGAAUUCAGAAAGAAUGUUAAGUGUCAUACCUUCAUUUAUAUUUUAGCAAACACCUGAAGAACAGAAUGUGUUGAUAACUCAAUGCCUGGUUACUUUCCCGAGUGUGAAGUUCUGACUAGCCAAAGAUUUUGAUUAUUGAUCAAUUGCAUUGGAGGGUGGCAUUGGAGGGUAGCAGUAUUAUGCUGGAUCACAAACCAACUGUUAGCUACUGCUGUUGUAGAAGGGCAUUUUAAACUCAAAACUGGUAUAUGUGGUUUUGGUGAAUUGACCGGAGGAGUUGCCCGUUGUCCAACUGAAGCUUAACUAUUGACCCUAGACUUUAUCUACCUCCUCAAUGCUCCAUUCACCAACCGCAAACGGUGCUGCACUGUUGCGGUGAACCACUAUGACAGUCACUGGGUUAGAAGCGUCAUCUCAAUGCAGGUUCAAGAAUGAUCGUCAAACUUGCAACGCUGUCGCCGGAACAGGAUAUGCAAGUUUUUGGUGGAUCGCGUCUCUUGUAAUUAACAGGGCGCCAUGUCAAAUAUUGAAAAAGCCCUCAGUAAAGCUGUCGAAGCUUUAAAAAUUAUCCACACUAGUCAACCCGAUGAGUCUGUUAGCAGACGUAAGGAGAAGAUAGCAUCAUGUGUGGCAAUUGCAGAUGCACUUUGUCAGUCAAACAUGAAGAAUCCUUCCAAUCUAGAUUCGUCCAAAUCUGGAAAUAUUCUCAGUAACUCGUUUGAAGCUCUUUUCCAACUCUGUGAUGAUGUGGACUCUCAUGUUCGGCUGGUUGCUGAUGAAAGUCUUAACCGAAUCAUCAGGUCAUUGUUAGACUCGCAUUGCAUGAAAGUGAUGGUCGAGCUGCAUAAAGAAAUCAAGAAGAAUGGAAAACCACACUCUUUAAGGGCAGCAUUGUGGAGAUUUGCAGAGCUUGCUCACAAUAUAAGACCACAGAAAGGCAGAACCUAUGUGCAAAAUACGUUGCCAUGCUUAAUUGAAAUUGCGAGGCGUAGAGAAGAAGCUGUUCUAGAAACACUUGCUAGCUCGAUUCCAAAAAUAUUAGCUGCUCUCGGUAUCUUCACAACAGAUAGUGAUAUCAAGAUGUUACUGCGAUCUUUUUUUACCAAUUUGACUUGUGAAGAAACUGUUAUUCGCCGCACGGCUGCUCUUAGUAUUGUAGAUGUUUGUCUCCACUCGCGGAAACCAUCUAUGUUUCUCUCUUAUGUUCUCAAUGCUCUUUUAGAAUGUGUUGUUCCUAUCAAGUCAAACCAGAAUCCAGCUUUGCUUUUAGGAGUUCUUACCUGUGUCCGUUACCUGUUACCUCACCUAGUCAGUAUCAAAGCUGCCUCUGAACCUGAUUUUUUAUUAAAACCUAGAUCAUCGACCAGUUUUACACCAAACAACGCAAUUAUUCCUGUAGAUAGAUUUAUUCAGAUUUAUGAGUUAUGCCUACAUUAUUGUGGUCAUAGCGAUAGUAAUGUUGUCACGGCCUCUUUGGAAACUCUGCAUCAGCUACUUCUCUCAGAGCCAAAAGAAUUGAAGGAGGUUUUGGUAUCAAAAAAUAUGCUUACGAAGAGUCGAAUCCAUGCCAAUAAUUCCCAAUUCAAAUUUUCCAUUCAACGAUCCAUCAGUUUAGCCAGCGUUGCAACUUCGUCUGUGAUCGACGAGUCUCAUAUGUCAGAAGGAGACAUGAGACACAUUCUUAUUCCCACACACUUUGAUCAGGACGCAGACGAUUCAAAGGCUUACGAAGAGAGAUCUGAGGACACUGGAGCUAGAUUAAGGCAAUGGUUAGACGCUUCAGAGAAUUGUGCCUCUCCAGAACCACCUUUCACAGCAGAUCAAAGUGCAUCGCAGCAAAGUGAAUAUUCAAAUAUUCAAAUCGGUGCUGUAAAAGAUGAUACCCUUAGUGAAAAAGAUUGUAGCUCACUCAAAAGUGGAGAAAUGCCAAAGGAAAAGGAGGUCUUUUACAAAAUGGAGAGUACUGAAGAGACUAGAAUGGAAUCUGACGUUGCUGGAACAUGUUCUCCCUCAAAAAGUUGUGAUUUAUCGGUGACACACUCUGAAGCCCCACAGGUUUGGGACAUCGGCAGUGUCACUGAUGGGAAUCCCCCUCUUAACUACUGCGUCAGGCGAUUAAUCACAGGUUUCCUACUUACAGAACAAUCAGGUGUAGUCAAAGUUCGUGUGAGCACCAAGGCCCUAGCCCUCAACUGUCUAACGCAAGCGCUGCGGCUAGAACCAAGUGUCGGCUUGCUGAACAUUGACAACACGGGUGUUCAGACUCCAGAAGGCUUCACUUCAAUUUUAGAUGUUGUUCUGUCGUACAGCUCUCACUCAGAUCAGCAGCUGAGAGGCCUGAUGAGGGUUCUUAUCGGACAUUUUAUUUUCGCUGCCCUGAGAGUAGGAAAAAGUGACUACAGCUCAUGGUUACAACAGCAUGAAGGCAGCUGCAAUGUCUCUUUGGAGGCGUUGAUGAAAUUACUAAUUCAGGGUCUAGGAGAUGAAUCAUCUGUUUGCACCCGCUUGAGUCUCGGAGGAGUCUCCUCGUGUUUGAAUUCUGUGAUAUUAACCAAUGACAAAGUUUCUCUAGAAGUGCUCUACGCUUUGUUGAAAGUUGCGACGAAUCCUUACUGGCUAGUCAAAGUCAAACUCCUAGAAACAAUUAGUACAUUGCCUUUCAUUAACAUUAAAUUUCUAACUGGCAACCUUGACUUUCAAAAUAGUAUUGUUCACAACAUCAUCCUGUCAUGUCUGGGUGAUAAUGAUUCUCGCGUCAGGAAAUCAGCCGCUGAAUGUCUUUCCAACAUAGUGCAAUACCUCUACACUCCCAUUGACCACAGUCACGAGCAUGAGAUCAUCGUCUCCUCAAAAACCUGUGAGGAACAAGUGUGUGAAAUCUUCAAUUACAAUCCAAACGCCGUAACUGAAAAGUUAAAAAGGACAAUGAACGUGAAUCAACGAAUCAACCAGCACCACAAGUAUCAUUUAUCGAUUGAUGCUGCUCUAUCUAGAAUUUUGGAAUUACUGUCAAAGAAAUUAUUAGAUUUUUCAUCGAAAUACAUCGUCUUGGGAUCCUGUGAAGCAUUGUGCUUAUUAUCCUCUAAGUAUCCAUGUUACGUUUAUCGGAAGGCAUGGCAGUGUAUGCCUGUAUCUUACAAUGCUCAUGAACAGUCAGCUCUUUCAAUUAGCUUGUUUUCCAAUGUGUUGUCCCUUUUAAAUUCAUCAGCUGUGUGUUUGGACUUGGAAGCACAAAAUUGGCUGUGUAUUUUGGGCGGAAACCUGUUUGUAGGACUCGCAGAUGCUUUUACCAAAUCGAACCUACCCUCAAGUCCAAAGUUGUCACAAACUAGAUAUCUCUGGAGUUUUUUUCAAGACAAAAGAUUUGAGUCACUCGCAGAAACGCUAUUGUUGUACCUAAUCCGACUGACAAAUGUUUUCAUGAAUAUUUUAAAUGAGCCUCAACCGAAUCAGAACAUCACUGCACCGGCAUUGAGAGCAUUAGCACCUCCCACAAUCUCUCCAAUGAAGCGGAAGAAUAGAUCUCUUUCUCCAACCAAGUCCCUAAGUGACAGUGAUAAAAAAGAAGAGAAAAACAAGUCGUACGGCAAUUAUUCUCAUCUGUCAAGGUUCUCCAAGUUGCAAGAUAUGUUGAAGGCCACGUACAGUAAUAUCAAAGUCACGCUCAGUCCUGAACCUGGAGAAAAGUUUUUUAAUCUCUUGGAGACGAAUCUCAAUGUUCUGAGCAAGAUUUUAAAUUUUAUGACUCUUGAAGAGUCAGGGAGAAUAGCAGACGAACUUCUAUUUUGUUUGAAAUUUACGUUCCCAUUGAAACCAACGGAAACUGUCAAGUGUGUACUCUCAUUACUACAAAGUAUUUUUAGCACGAAUCAACUAGCAAGAUACUCAUCAGAAAACCAGAAGACAAGCAAAAUGUCACAAGAGAAAGAAGGAAAUGACCCCUCCUUGUACUCAUUGUAUAAUCAUUGUUUCCAAACUCCAUUUCAAAAAUUCUCUGAUUACAUUGAGAUCUGUGCCAAAGACGUAUCUUUUAGCAGUGAGCCAAAUGACAGGUUGACUGGUGUGAACAAUAGCAAUGAACUGGUGAGGGAUCGACGUUCAAGUAGCUUCAUCUUAAAAUCACCUGAAAAAAGUACAAAUACAGCAGUUUUAACCUCGUAUAUCAAGUUGUCAGAAUCUAUGAUCAUCACUGCUCUCAAUCAAUGCAUAGUCACAAGUAAUGUGGAGCUGCAAGGAACUGUCAUCGCCUUCAUGACAGAGUUAGUUUUUGUUGGCGUGAACUAUUGGCUUCUAGAUUCCAAUCAGUUUUUCAUCAAGUUCGUCCUAACUCUUUUCGAAUAUCUGGAAGCAGGCCAGAUUCGUAACCCCAAAUUUUUAGUUCCAAAAGUCUUUAAUUUUCUAGUUCAUUUAUCAAACGACAAAAAUCAUUCCAAGCCAGUCAUGUGUAUUCCAAAAGUUAUUCAACUCUGUGACGGGUUGAUCGCAAGUGGCCAGCGACCUGAAGAGCUUUGUAUCCCUGCUUUGUUUCCGAUUGUUGAACAUGUGUUUUUGAUAAAAACUAGUCAAAUUUUGACCACCGAGGAGCUCAAGGAGUUGAAAACACAGCGAGAAGUUCUCUUUGCAAUGUUGUUGCGGCUAAUCUACUAUCAAGAAGCUUUACACUUGUUGAGUCUCAUCAUCACUCAUGAUCAAGAUGGAGCUUGGAGUCAAAGAUCUCAACUCAUAUUUGAUACGUUGUCCAGAGUUUUACCCUCAAACCAACUUAAAAUUGAUUCAAUCGAGGAAUUGGGAACCUUCUUAAAUCUUCUCAGUUCUCUGUCUCCUUCCAUAUUCUCAUCGCCGGGCAGUAUCUUGAAAAUUUUAUUUUCCACGUAUCUUCAAAAUCAGGACUCUGAUGAAACAGAAAGAUGGAUCGCUGUUGUUCUUUCAAUGUUGCUCCUUUUGAUUUCAACAAGUAAAGAGAGCGAUGUUCUUCCCAAAAUCGAGGAACUGGAGCUGUGUUGCUUGCCUCUCGAAGAUUUAGAAGAUUCUUCUCAAACAAGUGAUCCUCUGAAUGUCACAGCAUCUUCGCAAUUUCAAGCCCCUCCGAAUAAAGUGCUGGCAAGGUAUCUACUGAGGAUCAUCGCUCUUUCAUCGACUAAGCUUCAUACUCUUGUAUUUAACUCUUCUUGUGAUUCCAAUGGCCUGUACCUGAGUCAACUUACUUCGUGCCUGUUAUUAACUUACAUAUCAAUCUUCCAAUCAGGCUCUUUCGUAGAAACGGUGGAAGGUAUUACGGAAAUUUUCCAUGAUCCUUGUGAGGGGAAGUCAAUUCAGAGCUUGACCAGAGUUUUCUCAGACCUUUCUAUCCAAUAUCCAGCUCUGAAUUUGCAGUGGUUCUAUCUGCUAUCCAUCCUCAAUUUGACUGACGAUAAGUUUUGGUUGAAUGCUACAUCCUCGACAGCUUUUGACAUGUCAUCUGUGUUAUCAUCUAACAUAACUCUGAGCUGUAACGUUCGUAUUUCAAAAUUAGGCCUUUUGUUGCUUUACUGUGAUCAUUUAUCGGAAAAUAUAGUAGAAAAUUUAGACAAACUAGAGCAAUUGUUAGAUAACCAUCUACAUACUCUCAUAACAAUGUUCAAUGAGCCUCCAGUCAAAAACUUGACAUCUGUUUUGAGUCAAAAUUAUGAAGCAAAUUCUUUACUGCUGGAUAAACUGAAGCAGCUUAGCAAAACACAUCAUUCUCCUGUUUUCAUCAAUCGUCUAGUGAAAUGUCUUGAAUCAUCACAUCCAGAUCUCAGCGGAAAAGUGAUUCUGUUUGUUACCCCAAAUUUUCUCCAAAAUCAAAGUUUCUCAUCUGCAAGACAAAUUGCAUCUCUUAGCUGUCGGAAAAUUGAGUAUUUACUAACCAGACCCAAAGAAGAAGUUCAAGGUCUCAUUCCAGAAGAUACCCUGGUCUCGUAUCGUAAAGAAUUAUUUAACUCGCCAAAAUUAUUAAGACGACAUCCAAACCUUUUCAGUUUAAUGAACAAAUUAACUAAUCAUUGCUAUGAGCUCCCGCCGCUGGAAGGAGGUCAGAACAAACCAUUGGAUAUUGAUAGUCUACGAAACGUAUCGGUAGACAAAGCCUGGUUAAAUGCACAGGUUAGAUUACGAUGUUGCCGAAUAGAUUGUUCUCCGGUCGAAUCAGCCUCAUUACUAAAGCACCUACAGUUUGAUGACAUUCUUGAGAUUCUACGCUGUCAACAGUUCAACAAUUCCAUCCUCCAGCAUUGUUUUGAAGUUAGUGAGAAAUCAUCAGUGAACGUGCAGGAAGAAACAAAUUCUGACAUUGAAGUGGCCUGCUCAGUUUCACCGCUCUAUCUGGCCGCCAGGAAAGUUUUACUAUCACAUGUGCAUCAUCUGAAAAGUUUCCUACCCAGAGUGCAGCAGGUUUACAAGCCAUUGGGAAGAGCUCAAAGUAUGAAAGAAGAGAAGUACUCAGAGCAGAUGGAUAAUCUUUUCGCCAGUUCUGAAUUCUAUGAACUACUUUACCAGUUGAUUCCUGCAGUUAUAAAAUAUUUUGAAUCUAUAAGAUUGCUACCUGAGUUACUUGAAGAGGAUGCGGUCGAAGACUUUCUGAGAUUUGCUGUCUUAUGCAUGGAGGUCCUUCAUUGGACCCUCUCUGGCAAGCAGCUGGCCUACUCGUUACCAAGCUGUCUGCAAAUGGUCUUGCACUGCAACUGUCUAGUCUUCAAACUCGAGGCUGUGCAAAAUAUUGUAUCAGACAUACAUAUCUGCUCAGUCUCCUCUACUCUCAUGCGCAGCGUCGAGCACCUUAUCAACGAAUCUCUAGAACUCCUGAGUAAUGCUGGACUGGAAAGACUGAUCGUAGAACCUGAUUCUGCUCCCAUAGCUCACGCCUGCUAUCAAAUGUCCAGUCUCAUCAACUGGCUACAAAAGUUCACUGAAAUUCAAAGUAUUUCAGCGUUCAUCUAUUGUCCAUUGAAGGACCUCAUUAUUGCUGUUAGCAGGUUGAAAGUCGUCAAUUCUUAUUUGCGUGUUUCCCCGGAUGCAUGGAAGCAUUCAGGGUGGUACGAUGAUCUGAAAUCAAUCAGCGAAAUACCAGCAUUGCCUUUAUUCUGUCUCCAAGAUAUCGAUAUUUUGAACCAGCUAGUCUACAGGGUGUCUCUUCUUGGUUGGCGAAAUCGACAGCAAUUUGAAGAAACUUGGAUGCUUAUUUUAACGGUGCUCAACACUCCUUUAGAGGUGGAUGCCCCGCCAGAAGAAAUCAUGGCUGUGGUUCAGACAAUCAGUAUUGGUGUGACAGCUGUCACGUCUCUACUCAUUGGAACUUUGAGGUUACCAAAUCCUGGCAACAUCAGCGAUAGCCAGAUCAUUCACUCCUCGCGAUAUAAUCUUGAUUUCCUAUCAACACAAGAUUGGGGUCAGAAGCUCAUUGAAGUCAACAAACUCUUAGCUGAAAAAAUUAACAAUGUUCAUUCUUCGCUCAAAUUCACCGUCCAGUUGCGCCAGUUCAAUUGCCUGAUAAACGCUGAACGAAUCUGUAGUCAUAAGAGAUACGGUUACAAUCAAGUAUCAGUGCAUUUUUUGAGAACCUCAGUACGAGGCGGAGACACAAGUGAAGAGACCAAUUUAGAAAAAGAGAAGCACAAUAAAUUGUGCAUUGAGCUAGAGAACGCUCUUCAAAAAAGUGGGCUGGACCUAAGCUCUUGUCUUCAAUUUCUAAUCGAUCUGUAUGCACAAUGGAUGUCACAGAAACGUCACCUUCCAUUGCUGUACGAAGUGAUCAGAUCAAUUGUGAUCAUAUCGGACCUCUUCAGGGACCAUGCGCAUUUUCAGUGGAUGCUUGGUGCUAGUUUAUUGUUCCACAAAAUGCACCUCGUCGAGGACGACAUUCUUAGUCAGUAUUUAAUCGUGGCUGUUUGCAAAUCUGCCGCUGUCUUACAGAACGUAGAACCCAAUAUUUUUAGCAAGGUCAUCAAGAUUUUAGAUUCAGGAUUAAAAAGUAGCUUUUUACCCUCAAGAGUUGCAGCUUUGCAUAGUCUACUCUAUUUGUUAGAAAGCUAUGUCAUGCUAGAUUACGGUUUGGAGGAAACGAAUACGACGCAGCCUUCGGAAGCAGUUAAAUUUGAAUCGAAGUCAAUUUUCUACGACUUGAAAAACAUUUUAGAUGAUGAAAAAGAAAGUGAUUCAAUGGAUGGUGACCUAAAAUCAAGCGUAGAGAUAUUGCUGCCGUCUAAAUAUUACGCAGAAAACUCACAAGCAGUAUUACAUAUCGCGAUCGAUUUCGUAGAGAAAAAUCUCAACGUCCAGUUAAUGGGCCAGUACAAUGAAGAAUUUCAGCUAUGCACCAUAUCUAUAGGCUUGUAUUUGAUUGAGAAAGUCAAACUGGAUGAAGUUAAUCAAAGCUUAUGUCAAACUAUAAUACACGUAUUACUAGAGCUGUGUAAGAUUAGCAGUAAUUUGAAACAUUAUUCUGUUUACCAAGCAAUAAUCCAGGGGUUCGAGCGGUUGAUCCUGACGCAGAAGUACAAAAAUAUUCACAGUCAAAUAAUGAGAUUGGCUAUUGAUAGGUUUUCACACUCUGAUACUUUGAGCAGCAUCAUUGCUCUGCAGCUUUUCAUGUCCUGUUUCUACACUCAAAAACUCUCCAUGUCAGAGGAUGGUGAUUCUCCGACUAACGGCUCUGAUCCAGAAAUGCUCAUCAGCAAAAGGGAGAAUAUUUCCACGUUUUUUGAAAGAAUUAAAGUAUCAAGCUCUUUGGAGGUGGAGGUGAUCUGUAGUGUUUUACCCAAAAUUCUGACUGACUUUUUUCCUGCUUCCGAUCUGCUCUCAAAAGUCAUUGGUGAAUUUCUGUCGCCCUAUCAACCUCAUCCUCACUGCAUAGCCAAUAUUGUGUUCAAGGUGUUCGAGAAAGCCUGUGAAGAAGACCAACUUCCCCUCAUACAAGACUGGAUCGUAACAUCAUUGACAAGCCUUACGAGAGGACUUUCCAUCGCUAUGGCGACGUGGUGCCUCACCUGCUUCUUCAUCAGCGCCAGUGUGAACCCAUGUUUGCGCGCCCUUUUCCCACAUGUGCAGUCACGCAUAGGGAGAUUCGAGUAUGAGGACCGCAAACUACUGUGCAUCAGUGCCUCUCAUUUCUACCACAGCCUGGCCAGCGAUGAGCUAAAGAGUACAUUCCUCAAGACAUUCCAAAACUCCGAGUUGAAAACUAGUCAGAACUCUCUAACAAAUCCCUUCAGCUCUAUUGUACAGUGUUUACAGUAAGUCUUAGCAAAGUGAUCAGUCUAGGUAAUUGUUUCAAUUUGUAUUAUAGGUUAAUCAGUUUUAGGUAAAUUAAAAUAUUCUUGUUUUCUUUUGUUAA